Molecule: messenger RNA, 1983 nt
Organism: Euleptes europaea (tarantolino)
Lineage: Eukaryota; Metazoa; Chordata; Lepidosauria; Squamata; Sphaerodactylidae
Gene: ATF6
Product: activating transcription factor 6
Exons: 16
Coding region: 1-1968 (655 amino acids)
Biological process (GO): endoplasmic reticulum unfolded protein response; regulation of transcription by RNA polymerase II
Cellular component (GO): nucleus
Molecular function (GO): DNA-binding transcription factor activity, RNA polymerase II-specific; RNA polymerase II cis-regulatory region sequence-specific DNA binding
Source: RefSeq, a predicted model, not a curated record
AUGUCCGCCACGAUGACAGCCGCCGUCGCCGGGCAGGGCCCGGGAGAGCGCGGCCCCGAGUGGGAGUCUCUUCUGUUCAGCGAACUCCGUGACCUGAUAGGAGAAGAUGAUCUUCAGCUAGAUGUGGAGAAUGACACUUAUGAAAACAACCUUUGCGACCUCGACUUCGAUUUGGAUCUGAUGCCUUGGGACUUGGGCCCCUGGGAUAAUACAAAGCAGAUCCCCACAGAUGUGUACUGGAAAGUGGAGCCGCUCUCGCCAGCCCCUUCAACAUGUUCCGUUCCUUCUCCUUUAUCUGUGGAUUCUCCAGGACAGCAUGUGCCGGAAGGUGUAGACUUCGGAUCCAAUCCUCAGCUGUCUCCUGUUUCAUUAUAUGAAAAGGGCUCCCAAAGUUCCUCUUCACCUGUAGAACAGAAGAAGAAGCCCCAGUCCAAAACUGUCCAUCGUUCAGCUAACGGAUCUUCAGUGACGCCCAGCCGAAGCAGUUUGGCAGCCUCCAAACCAUCGAUUCAGCCUAAGCCUCUCUUGCCUGCCUUCCGGGAUGCCCAGCGCAGCCUUGGCAUUCAGGCAAAAACCAUCGUCCUCCCAGCGCUGCCAACACUUUUGACACUGCCAAAGCAGGCGCCUGUUGUUGCAAUUCAGCCAGCGCCCCACAAAGGUCAACCGGUCGUGCUUUCGCAGCCCACAGUGGUGCAGCUUCAGGCUCCGGGCAUCCUUCCUGCCACUAACCCGGUCAUUGCAGUCACCGGUGGCGUCGCACCACUGCCUGGUCACCCCAUCAGCGUCUUGCCUCGUGGUGUGAGAAAUACCUUGGCCCACGGAAACCCAGCAGAAGUGAAACCUGCAGUUCAUGCCACAGCUCCGAAUUCAAGUACAGACGUGAAUGUUCUGAGACGGCAGCAGCGCAUGAUAAAAAACCGGGAAUCGGCCUGCCAGUCACGCAGGAAGAAAAAAGAAUACCUGCUGAGCUUGGAGGAGAGGCUGAAGGCAGCCUUGCAGGAGAACGAUCGCCUUAGGAAUGAAAAUGGCACCUUGAAGAGGCAGCUGGACGACUUGGCCGAGGAGAACCUGAACCUCAAAGCCUCCCCUCCAAAGAGAAGAGCUCUCUGUGUGAUGGUGCUGCUAGCCUUCGUAAUGCUGAAUUACGACAGACUAAGCGGGUUGGAGUGGAGCCUCAACUCGGCUGAGCCUCAGGCUGGGCCUUCGCCCCAGAGCAGGCAUCUUCUGGGAUUCUCAGCAAGUUUACCUCAGGAAACAGGUGGUGGGACCAAUAAUGGCCAUAAGCGUUCGGUUUCGGAUAACAAAGCACUGAUGAUAGUGACCGAUGAACCGAUCAUAUACAUUUCUCCUCCACCCUGCCAGCCAUCAAUCAACCGCACAGAAUCCCUCAGGUUAAGUCAUGAGCUGCGAGGCUGGGUUCACAGGCACGAAGCAGAAAGGACGAAAUCAAGGAGGGUGACCAACAGCCAGCAGCAGAAAGCUCCCGCCAUUCAGAAUUCUUCAGAACAAAAUGCAAACUCUGAGCUGAUGGCUAUUCCCUACACAGACACCAGCAUUGGCAAAAACUCUGGGAAUGAGCUGCAAGUUUAUUAUGCUUCACCACGAAAUUACCAAGACUUCUUUGAUGCAAUUCACAGAAGGGGAGAUACAUUUUAUGUGGUAUCAUUCCGUAGGGAUCACCUGUUGUUGCCAGCCACGACCCAUAAUAAGACCAGGCGGCCCAAGAUGUCGAUAGUGUUGCCAGCGAUAAACAUCAGUGAGAAAAUAAUUAACGGCCAAGACUACGAAGUCAUGAUGCAAAUAGACUGCGAAGUGAUGGACACCAGGAUCUUGCACAUCAAGAGCGCCUCCAUCCCUCCUUACCUGCGAGACCAGCAGAGGAACCGAACCGCCUCCUUCUAUCGCUCUCCCCCCACUGUCCCGGAAGCAGCGCCUGCAGUGAGAACAAUUGUGGAAUCGCCACAUUAGAAGGCCCAAGUGGGA